AUGUCGGUGGCCUCGAUGUCCUCGAUGUCCUUUGACGAUUCGCUCGAAUUUGUUCCGUCGAGACCCGUACCGGCGAAACCACCAAAAAGAUUAUCGAAUCCGACACAGAUUGCAGUCAGCAUGGCAGUUUCACCAAUUGACACGGUCCAGGCAGCGACUGCCAUGAGCAGCUCAGAAAGUGACGAGCAUCCUGAAACGGAGCAGUCACGACCCCGACGCCGUGGUAGCUUCUCUUUCCUCACUCGCUCAAAAUCAUCAGAAGUCCCAAUCAUCCGCAGCCCAUCAGGACGAAGGAUGCUACGCAACAAGAAACUCCGCGAUCAGGAGGAACGCCGUCGUCAAGAGCAACAGAUGCCCGUCAUCUCUCGUUCUCCUCCUAAGCUGCCCAUCCUGCCGAACAUGGAGCCCAUGGAAAGCGGACGCCAGCCCAUCGCAACCUCGUCUGAAAGAGGUGAUCAAUUCCCUCCAAGAAGAUCCUCCGCCGCAGCCAACUUCUCCCGUCCUGGAGCCAAGCAGACAAGCACAUCCAAUUCGUCAAUGCCAUCAAUGUCAUCGACCGGCAGCCUCACCAAUCCUUACGGCGUUCCAUUGCCUCCCAUGCCCAGCUCUCUGCCUCGCACUGAGAGCAUCGUCAGCCGCGGCAGAGAAAGUUACGCUCCCAGCAUCUCUGCCAACAUGCACUCACCUCGCAGAAUGCGCCGCCGAAAGGAGCCAGAGGCUUUCAAGUAUGUCUCCCAUCAUCACCAAUCCUAUUCUAUCGAUCACGACUUACACAUCCAANNUAGCAUCCUCAUCACUGGAGCUAAAGGUUCGGGAAAGACGUCGUUCGUGGAGUUCCUCAAGACAGCUAUGGCCCUGCCACCACACAAGCAAACUCGCGGCCACACUCCUCCGCCUCCAUUACACAACGACUCUCCUUUCGAGUCAUCAUACCUCGAGACUGACAUUGAAGGAGAGCGCAUUGGCGUCACACUCUGGGAUUCUCAGGGUCUGGAAAAGAGCAUCAUCGACCUUCAACUUCGCGAUCUAGCCUCUUUCAUCGAGUCCAAGUUCGAGGAAACCUUCAACCAGGAGUCCAGAGUUGUACGCACACCUGGGGUCAAGGACACCCACAUCCACUGCGUCCUCCUGCUACUCGAUCCCUCUCGUCUGGACAACACUAUGCGCUCCACGGAUCACUCCUCGACUAAGAAGUUCACGGGUGCUGAAGACGAGGUGCUGGAUCUCGAUGUCAUCAGAGCCCUCGAAGGCAAGACAACCGUCAUUCCUGUUAUCGCCAAGGCCGACACUCUUACUGCUGCCCACAUGGCUCAUCUGAAGCGUAUUGUCUGGUCUAACGUGAAGCACGCAAAGCUCGACCCGCUCCAGGCUCUGGAUCUGGAUGAUGAGGACGAGGAUGAGUCUCCUGAUUCUGAGGUUCAUGACAGUGAGUUUUCGCUCUCGGACUACGAGGACCCACCUGUAGCGCGUUCGCCACCACGCAAGGUGACUGAGGAUACCAAUGCCGAAGACAGCGACACUGUGGCCCACUCUUUCCCGGUUAGAAAGUCGUCGAGAGCAAUGCUGGGCCCAGUCUCUUCUAAACGUGCAGACUCUUGUACUCCCGCACCGGAGGAGCUGUUUCUUCCUUUCUCCAUCUUGAGUCCGGACUCGCACACCUCACCAGGUGCUCUAACCCGCAUUUUCCCAUGGGGCGAGGCAGACCCUUGCAACCCUGUUCAUUGUGACUACAUCCGUCUCCGCGAAUGCGUCUUUGGCGAUUGGCGCUCUGAUCUGCGUGUCACUUCCCGGGAGAAGUGGUACGAGAACUGGCGCACCAGCCGUCUCAAGCGCAACCCUACAUCGCGUGUCCGAGUAUCUGGCGGCGUCACUCCCAUCGCUGCAGUUCCCAAGGAAGGUCGCACUGUCUCGCCUAAUCUUACGAACAGGUCUCGUGCUGUCAGCGCUUCUAAGCAAGCAUCAAGAAUGUACGAUGAGAUGCCUGAGAGACCUCGCACGAUGAGCACUAGCAAGGCUGAGCGUGUCUUGGGUAGUCCCAGAGGCAUUGCUUUGUAA
Messenger RNA from Aureobasidium vineae, 2055 nucleotides. The record is from the annotation of a GenBank genome assembly. Lineage: Eukaryota; Fungi; Ascomycota; Dothideomycetes; Dothideales; Saccotheciaceae.